CACCACACUCACAUCGUCUUCUUCAUCAUCAUCAUCAGAGAACACAAACCCACUUCUCAAAAUCCAAACUUUCCAUAAAAGAAAAAACUCUAGUCAUGGGUUUGAUCUCAUCUCCCUCAGUGGAAGACUCUCACUACUACACACACAAGAUCUUCCUCUUCUCCAACUACAUCCUCCUCGGAGCCGCCACGAGCUGCAUCUUCCUCACCCUCUCCCUCCGCCUCAUCCCCUCCAUCUGCGGCUUCCUCCUCAUCCUCCUCCACUCCACCACCAUCGCCGCCGCCGUCUCCGGCUGCACCGCCGCUUCCUGCGGGAGAAACCGGUGGUACGCCGCACACAUGGUCGCCACCGUGAUCACGGCCAUAUUCCAGGGCUCCGUCUCCGUCCUCAUCUUCACCAACACCGCUAACUUCCUCGGAAGUCUCAAGUCGUACGUCCGUGAGGAAGAUGCUGCUGUGAUCUUGAAGCUCGGCGGUGGGCUUUGCAUCGCGAUCUUUUGUCUUGAUUGGGUCGUGCUUGUGUUGGCUUUCUUCUUGAAGUAUUACGCAUAUGUCGAGGGUGGUGAUGGAAGAGGGGUUGUUGCGGUGAAGAGGAGCGGUAAGGUGCAGAGUGAUGAGAAUCCUAAGGAUUGGCCGUGGCCUUUCCAAGUUUGAUGAAGUUUAGUGUCUCUGUCUUCUUGUCGUUUUGAGAGAGGUAUAUCAGUAUCAAUUGUUGUCUUUUGAUCUGUGUUCUGUCGGUGGUGAUGUGAUUUGUUCAUUUGUUGUAUCUGUCAUUGUCGACAAUGAUGACUACAUAAUAAAUAUAAUAUGUUUUCUUUAA
Raphanus sativus (radish) is the source of this 819-nucleotide messenger RNA. RefSeq lists its product as uncharacterized. The coding region runs from base 96 to 653 and encodes 185 amino acids. The transcript has a single exon. NCBI's taxonomy places the organism in Eukaryota, Viridiplantae, Streptophyta, Magnoliopsida, Brassicales, Brassicaceae. The record is from RefSeq and is a predicted model, not a curated record.